This is a messenger RNA of Trichobilharzia regenti, 1982 nucleotides long. The record is from the annotation of a GenBank genome assembly. Lineage: Eukaryota; Metazoa; Platyhelminthes; Trematoda; Strigeidida; Schistosomatidae.
ACUGUUUUAUUAUAAAAUAUUCAAUCUGUAUGCAGAACUUUCAAGCAUACCGAUAUAAGAAAUCGUGUCACUUAAUGUAAAGUUUCAAGUAAACCAAACUGCUACCCCCGCCCCCCCUUUAAAGAAUUUUUCUUGAAUUUUUUGUUCUAACAAUUCAUGGGUAUCUACUGAAAAUAGAAAGAUCGCAGUUAUUUUGAAAUUCUAGUAACGAUGAUUGAAUAGUUGAUGCUACAACUAUGCAGAAAGGCUGUUUAUUUUUCUGACCACACAUGGAUUCCUGACUUCUUGUAAUUUGUUCACGAUGCAUUAAUAAAUGCAUUUGGAGACAUCGGAAGUUACGACAUUAUUAUCAGUGAUGAAGUGAUUGGAAGUUAUGCUGGAUCUGGUUCAUUUGGAGAAUUAGCACUUAUGUAUAAUACGCCUCGUGCUGCUACAAUUAUCGCUAAAACAGAUGGUAUACUAUGGUCUGUUGACAGAACAACAUUUCAACACAUCGUAUUAAGACAAGCAUUUCUUAAACGACAACUUUAUGAAAAUUGGCUGUCUUCAGUUCCACUUUUAGCAAGUUUAAGUGCCUAUGAACGUGCAAAUUUAGCCGAUGCUUUAGGAAGUCAUACUUACGAAGAUGGGGCUUCAAUUAUUCAAGAAGGUGAACCAGGAGAAGAAAUGUAUUUUAUUGAGGAUGGAUGUGUGGAAAUAUCAGCUAAAAACUGUAAAGGAGAAGAAGUUGUCCUCAAACAGUUGCACAAGAAUGACUAUUUCGGCGAACUCGCAUUGAUUCUACAUGUACCAAGGAUAGCUUCAGCUCGUGCAGUCGGCAGAACUAAACUAGCAGGACAAGAAAUAAUCAUGUAUCCUGGUCACCUACCAAGCAAAUCUGAAUCUCAUCAACAUGGAUUUAUCAGUCACCGACAAACUCCUCCAAUAUUGAAUUCAAGCCAGCAGCCAUCACGAAAUCCAGCAGUCUUGUCACCACCAAUUUCCACUGCAAAUCAUUUCAUUUUCUGUCGUCAUGAGAUUUUCCUUUCGAAUAGCCUUAUUGGCUGUGUGAUCGGGAAGGGAGGCAGUAGGAUCAAUGAAAUUCGUGAGAUGUCACAGGCGACAAUUACUAUUUCGCGUCACGAUGAGAAUCGGAUAAUCAGACGAAUUGUUAUUGUUGGCGAGCAGACGUCUGUGGAGAGAGCAGUAGUUCUGAUCAGGGAAAGUAUUGAUCUAUACAAGCAUAUGUUGGGGAUGAAUAGCCAGUAUCCAGUCAACCAAAGUCCUCCUCAUACUAAUAAUGAUCGUGCGAAUGUAUUCGACAGGACUUUGAAUCCUGGGUACUACGGUGUUGGAAUACGGUGUGACCAGCAUCGAAGUGACAGUGUGCAGUCAAACAAUGAACUCAACCAAGUGGAGACUUCACUGCAAAAUGUGAGGGAAUAUUCCACAAAUCCAUGGAACACUCAAGUUAGGGACUCUGAAAUACUCAGAGGAUCGAGGACAGCGAGUGUUGUACGCACAUCACAAGUGGAUACACCAUCAUCCUCAUCACCACCAUCUGAUUUGUCUCGUCCAAUGACACAUUUUUAUCUGAUGUGUGGUGAUAACCGAACUUUACAGGAAAUUGUUAACUUGUUGCAGAUGUUUCGAAUCAAUGCCUGACUGGAUAAGAGGCAGUCAAGUGAAUCUUCUUGUAUCUGGACUUCAAAGUCUUUCCUUUUCUAACUUAUCCUCUCGUUUAUAGAACUGAUGCCUGAUUAUCUUCCGAAGAGUCAGUAACUUGAUAAGAACAUGGUAAAUAUCAUCACGCAUUAUACUUCUAAUUUCCCCUGAUAAAAAAAUAUCCCUGUGUUUCUGUUAACACAAUGUCUUUAUAAUUUGAUUCUCCACUCUAUCCAUAUUCACAAUAAUAAUUUCACGCAUGUAGCCUUUUGUUCAUGAGUAUGAUUCCUACCUUUGUGAACUCUUUCUCUCUGUCAUGAACCCUUUUCAAUUUCCUC